Molecule: messenger RNA, 2421 nt
Organism: Lasiosphaeria miniovina
Lineage: Eukaryota; Fungi; Ascomycota; Sordariomycetes; Sordariales; Lasiosphaeriaceae
Product: aconitase family-domain-containing protein
Exons: 3
Coding region: 1-2421 (806 amino acids)
Biological process (GO): tricarboxylic acid cycle
Cellular component (GO): cytosol; mitochondrion
Molecular function (GO): aconitate hydratase activity; 4 iron, 4 sulfur cluster binding
Source: RefSeq, a predicted model, not a curated record
AUGAGGUCAAUUGAGCUUGCUGGCCGGUCGGGCGUCGCCCUGAAGGGGGCGCUCCAAGCCCAGCGGCUUCGGUCUGUCGCACAAACACGAACUCGACUUUUCUCCUCUGUCGGGGCGGCCUCCCUCACGCCAACCUACGAGAAGCUCUACCAAAAGUACUCCGAGGUCCGCCGCGUGUUGGGGACCCAGCGUCUGACGCUGGCCGAGAAGAUCCUCUACAGUCAUCUCAACAAUGUCGAGGAGUCGCUCCUGACCAACACCAACGGCGGCCGCGAUGUCCGCGGCAAGGCCAACCUCAAGCUCAACCCCGACCGUGUCAACAUGCAGGAUGCCUCGGCCCAGAUGGCCCUCUUGCAGUUCAUGUCCUGCAGCCUGCCCCAGACGGCCAUCCCCGCCAGCAUCCACUGUGACCAUUUGAUCGUCGGCGAGCGCGGUGCCGAUGACGAUCUAUCGACUGGCAUCAAGACAAACCAGGAGGUCUUUGACUUCCUCGAGUCGGCCGCCCGCAAAUACGGCAUAGACUUCUGGCCCCCCGGUGCUGGCAUCAUCCACCAGACCGUGCUCGAGAACUAUGCUGUGCCCGGCCUGAUGAUGCUGGGCACCGACAGCCACUCGCCCAACGCCGGAGGCCUGAGCACCAUAACCAUUGGCGUCGGUGGCGCCGAUGCCGUCGAGGCCCUAGUAGGCGCCCCCUGGGAGCUCAAGGCCCCGCGCAUCCUCGGCGUGCGCCUGACGGGCAAGCUCAGCGACUGGGUGUCCCCCAAGGACAUGAUCCUCCACCUUGCCGGCUUGCUCACCGUCCGUGGCGGCACCGGCUACGUUGUUGAGUAUUUCGGCCCCGGAGUGGACUCGCUGAGCUGUACCGGAAUGUCGACGGCUUGCAACAUGGGUGCCGAGAUUGGAGCAACCACAUCCAUCUUCCCCUUUACCGAGGCUUCGAGCCGCUAUCUCAAGUCUACCCGGCGAGAGCAGGCCAGCAGAGACGCCGCGCUACUACAGAGCUUCCCGGGCGCCGGUGCCUCUGAGGAUGCCCACUUCAGGUUUAAAGCCGACGAGGGCGCACAGUAUGACGAGCUCAUCGAGAUCAACCUCUCGGAUCUAGAGCCACAUAUCAACGGCCCUUUCACGCCUGACCUGUCAACCCCCCUCUCCAAGUUUAAGGAGACGGUGAUGGAGCAAAACUGGCCCGAGAAGCUCUCGGCUGGCCUCAUUGGGAGCUGCACCAACAGCUCGUAUGAGGACAUGACGCGUGUUGAGAGCAUCGUCAAGGAGGCCGAGAAGGCGGGUCUGAAGCCGGCUGCUGACUUUUACAUUACGCCUGGCAGUGAGCAGAUCCGCGCCACCCUGGAAAGAGACGGCACCCUCGAGACAUUUACCGAUGCCGGCGGCAUUGUCCUGUCCAACGCGUGCGGGCCGUGCAUUGGGCAGUGGAAGCGCCAGGACGGAGUGGAACAGGGCACGCUGAAUGCCAUUUUCACCUCGUACAACAGAAACUUCCGCGGUCGCAACGACGGCAACCCGGAAACCAUGAACUUUUUGGCGUCUCCUGAGAUCGUGACUGCCAUGGCCUUCGCGGGGUCGACGACCUUCAACCCCAUGACGGAUAGCCUCACGACGCCUGACGGGAAGGAGUUCCGCUUCCCUGCGCCUCACGGUCUCGAGGGGCCCGAGACUCCUUUCGAGUUUGGAAAGGAUGCUCUCAAGGCUCAAUCCCAGUCCCCAGACCCUAACGUCGAAGUUGCCAUCUCACCAUCCUCUAAGCGUCUUGCCCUGCUGGAGCCCUUCGACGCCUUCCCGUCGUCGGAUCUAUCGGGACUGCGGGUGCUUGUCAAGAUCACGGGCAAGUGCACCACCGACACCAUCUCGGCGGCUGGCCCCUGGCUCAAGUACAAGGGCCACCUGCCCAACAUCAGCGCCAACACUCUCAAUACGGCCGUCAACGCGGAAACGGGCGAGGUCAACGCGGCGUACGACCUUGAUGGCAACAAGCACACAAUCCCAGAGCUAGCGCGCAAGUGGAAGGAGGCGAGCCAGCCGUGGCUCGUCGUGGCCGAGCACAACUACGGAGAGGGCUCGGCGCGCGAGCACGCGGCGCUGCAGCCGCGGUACCUCGGGGCGCGCUUAAUUGUGUGCAAGAGCUUUGCGCGCAUCCACGAGACAAACCUCAAGAAGCAGGGCGUCGUGCCGCUGACCCUAGCCGACGAGGCCGACUACGACCGCAUCAACGCCGGUGACGAGGUGGCGACGGUCGGCCUCUACGACAUGCUGCGCAACGGCGGUCAGGGCGAUGUCAGCCUGCGCGUCACCAAGAAGGGCUCGGGCGAGCAGUUCCUGGUGCCGACCAAGCACGCCGUCAGCAAGGACCACGCCGACUUCAUCCUCGCCGGCAGCGCCCUAAACCUGCUCUCCAAGGGGCUUUAG